Molecule: messenger RNA, 1987 nt
Organism: Erigeron canadensis
Lineage: Eukaryota; Viridiplantae; Streptophyta; Magnoliopsida; Asterales; Asteraceae
Exons: 6
Coding region: 454-927 (157 amino acids)
Source: RefSeq, a predicted model, not a curated record
AGUACAUGUAAGUAGAUUCCGAUAACCCCACCAGCACUAAUUAAUAAUGGCUGCUGCUUCCACCUCUAAUAAUAUUAUUUCCACAUUUUUUCUCUUGUGUAUCGUCUAUGCUUUCCUUUGGACUUCACUCUGUUUCCAUCCCGCCAUUCAACAUCACCCUUCUUUCCCUCCAUUUAUAGGAAUAGACGAGCAAAAUCCAGUUAUAUAUUUGACUCCAACACAGAUUUACCAAGGAUCCAAAGAUGUUCUUUCUUGUGGACGUGUUCUUGUAUCUGGUGUAUCUCGAUUAAAGCUGCAACAUUAUGCUAACGUGUAUAAUGGGUUCCUUUUUACUAUGCCAGUUCUGUAGUUAUAGCAGUUUUAGCUGUUGUUCUCGUGCUUCUCUAUCAGAUUGGAGCAUGAUCUUUUGUAUUACGCAACCUCUCUGAAUGUCUGGAUUUCGUUCUCUUAAACAUGGGGAUAAGUCCAGAAGUUCGCAACUUGGUUUAUCAUUUUGUUGUGCUUGGAAUCAUCCUCUUGGGAGCUGCUCUUGGAUAUUGGCUGGUUCGAAGAUAUGCUAUUUCAGAAGAUGAUGAAGUUAAUGUUGGUGUAGCACAAUUUGUCAAAUGGUCCAUGCUUGUUGUAGCAGUCACAUGCAUUUUCCUGAGUACCAAGGACAACCUUCUGGCAAUGGUGGCAGUGGGGUCUUGUUUGGCAAUAUAUUAUGUGAUCUCUUACAUGAAAUGGCGCCACCAUCAGGAUCUAUCAUAUAUUGGAAUGCAUAAUCUUCGGGCUAGGAGUAAACAGACAAGCCCAAAGCAGGGACAUGCUGAAUUCCUUAGCAAGUCAAAAAUGAAUAGCCCUUUGAGAAGUCCUUAUAGUCGACUGGUAAAUUCUUUCAGAUGGUUCAACUCCCCUGUUAAAGGUACAUAUCCUUACGUUCUGUAAUAUAGGUGCAUGCUAUACAAAAAGUAGUACAUUUGAACACACUCUUUAAUUGAGAUGGCACUAUCGACCUAUAUGGCGGUAUACUUGUAGAUGACUCAUGACUUGCUUCAAGAGUUCAAGGUAUGUUUUGUCACUACUGGUCAAAUGUGCAAAUUCAAAGUAAACGGCUCAAAUGGAUCGACAGUUGCCCAAAGUGUUUUCUUGAUGCGUAAAACCUCCUAUAUAAUCUUGUUGAUAAAUUUUUAUCACGAAAUUAUAUAUCUUUUGUAAUCAUAUGACAUGCCACCAUACUUGGAAAAAGGUUAGACUCAAGUGUUACAGGUCAGUCCGACUUGCACCGAAGUUAGCACAUGUUUUGGCCCGUUACCCAACAUCUCCAACCAAUUCAUUUUGCUAUCUCUACUUAGUCAUUUUUUCUUAUGUUAGUAUUUGAAGGCAUGUUCUCCCCAUCAACCAAUACAGGGUCAGUUGGAAGGCGAUGCGAUGUUUACUCUACAUUUCACAAGACUCCAAACAGGAAGAAGUUUUCAGAGGAAGAAUGGGAGGAAUUCACCGAAGAGUCAACCAGACAAGCAGUUACUGAACUGGCAUCUUCUUCUGAAUUCUCUGAUUGGCUCAUCAAUAAUGCCAAUAGAAUCAAACUCGUUCCAGAAGGUAGUUCAGAUGACGAUCUAGAUGGAAGUAGUUCAGAUUCUACAGAGAGUACAUUGAACAAAGAAAUAACAGGCUAGGGUUUCUCAACUGGUAGACAUACAAGUGAAGUAAAUGCGUAAACUAGGAGUUAACUAUGUCGAUGACAUUAGAAUACAAAUAUCACAGAGUUAAUGGUUUUUCUUGCCCCAAUUCACUAGCAAAAAUAUGAUCAAUAUCAUUAGUGACCGAUUUUAAUAGUAUAUUUGUAUAGUUUCUAGUCAAUUUUGUAGGCCUUGUUCUAAGCUAUCAUGUUUUUGUUUCUUUCAUGGACUACCUUUCAUGCAAAUAUAUUUUGUGUAAAAUGGUAAAAAGAUAGAUUACCAUUUUAUUUUACAGUGGAUUGAUAACUUGAUACUGAAUUUGAUUA